Volvox carteri f. nagariensis is the source of this 9769-nucleotide messenger RNA. RefSeq lists its product as uncharacterized. The transcript is spliced from 31 exons. The coding region runs from base 44 to 9769 and encodes 3241 amino acids. The record is from RefSeq and is a predicted model, not a curated record. NCBI's taxonomy places the organism in Eukaryota, Viridiplantae, Chlorophyta, Chlorophyceae, Chlamydomonadales, Volvocaceae.
CUCCCGCGACGCAUGAAACGAUCGCUUCUUCACGUGAAAAUUCAUGAAGCGAAGUACCCUAUGGAUUUUUCUAAAAAUGACUGCCGUUGUAGCAGGAUUUACGGCUGCUAUGGACGAGUCUGUCCGCAUCUCAUGCGCUAAGUACAUCACAAGCAACCUUCUCAAAAGCUGUGGUACAUCUGCAGACACGGGUGCAAUAAUAAUUGUCAAAUCUUUCAACACUGUGCCGGAAUGUCAGGAACUCCGAGGAAGCACGGACACUUCCCCGCCACGUCUCCGUGUGGCCCUUCCCGACAGCUACGGCACCUGGCUUUCCCCAGCACUAACCCGCUUUUCCAUCUUGUACGGCAUCCCGCUCAACGUCACCAGUGUGCCCCUAUCCCAAUGGCUACAUCUCUGGGAGCAGCGCCCACCGACGCCUCUGCCUUCCUCGCCAUCCCCGCUGCCACAAGCGCAGCAGCACGAACAACAGCAGCCGCCCCAGCAACAGCUAUUCUCGUCCGACUUCUCGGGUCGGGAUUUCAGCCAGUCAUAUGACGUACUGCUGCACCCCGCCGCCGUGACACUGCAAAUGGCAGAAGAGGGUCAACUCACGGACCUAGGGGACUUGCUCAACUUGGUGCCAGGCAACACGGAGUGGCAUAGUAUUCUUCCGCAGCUGCGUCUAAGUCUGGGCAGCUACCAGGGCGCCAUCGUAGGGUUGCCUCUGGACGGGUCCUUGCUGGUGACAUUGUACCGUGAAGAUGUGUUAAGACAGCUGGCGAUGAGGGUGCCUUCCUCAUGGACUGAGCUGCUGGACUUCCUGUCCAUGUACGACAUGGAACGGGAACGAAGGACAGUUACCGCAUCACCAGUGGGGGCGGCGUCAGCUGCUGCGGUGACGGCGAUGGAACCGCUGCCGCCUUAUGCGCUGUGCCUGCCGCGGGGUGCAGGCUGCUCCCAGUUGUCCUACCUCCAGGCAAUCUGGACGAGCAUUGCACAGACCCACGGGUCCAGUCAGGGCGUCCAUUUCGAUUCCUCCACGCUUCAGCCUCUGCUCGACACGGCAGCGGCGGCGGAGGCCUUCCGCAUCAUGGCGCGGCUGCUGGCGGGGGCGGCGCCAUCCGAGCCGGACGAGGGCUGCAGCCACGGCAGCUCGGGUUUUGCAAGGGGGCGUUGUGUGCUGGUGCUGGCGGGUUUCGUGGCGCAGAUGCGGGUCGGAGGAGGAGGUGAUGACGACGGUGGUGACGACGGCGGCCGCCGCGUGGAGAGCCGGCGUCUCGUCAACUUCGCUCCCCUGCUGCUGGAGUCGAAUCUCGUGGGGGCUGUGAGCAGCAUGUACGGCACGUCCGAUACCUUCACGAAGCUCAUGGCCUAUGAGCUGCUGUCGUACCUGGCGUCGCCUGACCGGUACGAUGUUGACGGCGAGGCCGCCGCCGCCAUUACUGCGGCAACAGCUGCUUCAUCUUCGCCGGCAGCGUUGCCGCCUCUGGUCCUGCCGCUCGUCAGCGUCUCGCCCGUACGGCUGCCGUACUUGGUAUCGCAACGCACGGACUUGUGGUCGCAGGCAGGGUACGACACUGGCGUCUUGGUUUCGGCGUUGCCGCUUUUGGUGGAAGGCCUCAACAGCCCCAACCUGGCCAUGGGACUGAGAAUGGCGGGCGCCACGUACUACAACGACCUUUUGCAGUCAAUUCUUGACGACAUGAAAUCAGGUGUCAUACAAGUCGAAACAAAUCUUGGAAACACAGCCGCUCAGCCGCCGUCGUCGCCACAGCAGCAGCAAAGUCGACAGCGGCGCCUGGCGACGGCGAACUUUGGGCGUCGUACAGCGUUGGACACCACGGCGGCGGCGGCGACGGCGGUUGUACGGACGCUGGAAGAGGCACUGGCGGAGGCGCAGGCAGCGGCGGCAGCACACUACUUACCGCAGGCCUACCUCCGUCGCUAUCGUGCAUCCCUGGACAUCGUGCCGCAUCUUCCCCGUACGAAGUCUGACAGGGACGACAACGGCGACUCCGAAACCACGAGCACCGGCGUCGGCCGCAGCCUCCGCCCAGGCUCCGGAGCCUUCGUGGUGACGGCCUGUACCGUGUCGGCGGUUACAGCGCCGGUUGUCAGCUCCGAAACCACCAUCCUGGUGACCGACAUUGAGAGCUCCACCAAACUUUGGGAGACGUUGCCUGCUGACGUCAUGAGUGCUGCCGUACAGCUGCAUCAUGCCUGUAUCCGCCGACUUGUGGUGGAGCACUGCGGAUACGAGUCAGCCACCGAGUUCCGCCCAGGCAGCAUGCACCAGUUGCAGGGUGACUCGUUCAUUUUGGCGUUCCGUACCGUCAAGCAGGCGGUGGUGUUUGCAAUGGACCUCCAGGCCCAGCUGCUAGUGCUGCCUUGGCCCCAGCAACUGCUACAAGAUGAGGAGCUCAAAACACGGAAAAAUAUGCCUCGUUGUUCGUCCAUAGAGAUGUUUGCAAUUUUUUUUGUCGUGGCCCUAAAUAUCCUUUUUUGGAUAACUAUAUUGCGGCAGAUCUGCGCAGCGGUGUACACAGAGCUACCGGAAGGCUUUCCAUUCCACCACCACCACUUCGACGGCGCUGCCGCCGCCGCCGCCGCCGGCGGCGGCGACGACGGCGACGGAUACACCGGCGGCGGCGCGGCCGGCGCGGCCGCUGCAUCUGCAGCCGUGACGGCAACCAGCCCUUGCGGCGGAGUCGACAGAAUGCGGCUCGGGCUUGGGCUGGCCCUAAGCCAUCGGGCCAUCGGUACCGACGGUGACGGCGGUUACGGCGGCUCAGGGAUUGUGAGCGCCGCCGACAGCUUCAGCGCGCAUCGGACGACGACGGAAAGGGUUACGAACGUAUUGGAACUCAAGCCGCCGCUGCAGCGACUGGAAACGUCGCCUCCAAGUUUUGGCAUGUCGCCGCUGCCGCGACGCAAGUUGGCGGCGGUGCGGAUGCCGCCACGAAGCCAUAGCCAUAUGGCGCUGAUGGCACCACUCGCCGCAGCCGGCGGCGGUCUAGGCCGCGGCUCGCUUCCGCGGAGGUUGUUACCGGCGGCGGCGGCAGGAAUGUACGGCGCUGCGGCGGCAGCGUCAACGCAGGAGGGCUCUCCCAGAUCGGAUGCGACGCAGCGCACACGAUCAGCGACAAGCGGAGGCAUUGUCCUUAUCGUUGGCGGCGGAGAUGACGCUGACGGCGGCGAUGCCGGCGGCAGGUCACCCGUUACCGUACAACCCCGUCACGUGGUUAUGACGCCGCCGCGGCGGCGGACUUCCGGCAACGGUGUUGGGGAUGUCAGUUGCGACAAUGCCGAGCCAAGUGCCGGGAUCACGCCAGUCCUGCUGCCGCUGGAGGGUACGGCAGCGGCGUCGCCGCUGCCACCGCAGCGGUCCGUACUUGCGCUGGCUCUGACUUUGCGGUCUCGACGGUCCUCUUUGGGGCCCUACGAACCUCCAACUACGUCGCGGGGUUGGAUCGCGGAGGCUGCGGCAACAGCGGCGACGGCAAGGGCGGCAACGUCGCCAGGACUGUUGCCGCCGCCGAACAGAUGCACCGGGCCGCCGUCGGCGCUGCCGUACGAGCGCGGCAACGGCGGUCCUCUCAGCGGCGGCGGCCUUAGCGUCUGCUCCGACGCAGCCCUUAGCGCCUGCUCCAGUCACAGCGUCCCAACGGUUGGUCUGGCGGCUGCAGCGGCGGCUGCGGCGGUGGCCGAGGCCGAGGUGGUGGCGGCGGAGUCGCCGCCACCGCGGCUGUCACCGCCGCUGCUUCCAGGCCCGCCGGCCCCCGGCAAAACCCUGGGCCAGGUGUUAUCUGAGCUGAGGCAACCUGGCGCUUCCGGACACGGAGCCUGCGGAAGCGGCCGGCGUUCGCUCAUUUUCAGAGGCCUCCGCGUGCGCGUGGGCAUCCACACCGGGGUGUACAGCGAGGCGGAGAUGCAGUACAACCCCGCCGCUGCGCGGAUUGUGUACGGCGGGCCGUGCGUGGCGGCAUGCAAGGCGGUGGCGGACAUGGCACACGGCGGGCAGGUGUUCCUUAGCGGGUCGGCCCGGGCUGGAUUGGAGGCCGCUGUCCACCACCACAACGGGGGCCGGCAGGGGGGUACGCUGAUGCUGCAUAUGGGAACGUUCGUGAAGGGACGGCCGGCGGUGACGUCAUCCUCGGCGGCGCCGUCGGCUGUAGCUGCGGUAGCCGCCGCGCUCUCCCUGCCCGGCGUGGCCUCCGACGGCGCGCUUGAUGCGCUGGUUGUACGGCACCACUCUCGACCGUCCUGCCAUAACUCCGCCACGGAGGCCGCCGCCGGAUCGGCGGCAAUGGGGGCGGCAGCGACGGUGGCAUGCACACCGAACUCGUACAGCAUCGCCGCCGUCGUCGGUGGCCCCCGAACGAGCUGCAGUGACGGUGGUGGCGGCGGCUGCGACUUAGUACGACCCUCGAGAGUGGAGCAGCUGCCGUCCGCGUCGGCGCCGCGACCGCCGGCGCCGCCAGCUGCGGCGCCGGCGCCGACGUCAGCCGCGGCGGAGAUGCAAGUAUACUGGGUCACGAGCGCCUCUUUGGCUCAGCGUCUGGCGAUCGUACCGCCGCCGCGGGUGCCCUCCGACCUCAUCGCCCUGAAUGACGUGUACGACGCGCCGGUCGGCCGCGUGUCGUACGUCGUCGUACAAGUGCCUGCGGCAGCAACGCUGCUGGCGUGGGACGAGCGUGUUGCGGAAGAGGCACUUCGGCUGUUCCACGACACGGCGCAGGCGCAGCUGAAAACGGUCCAGGGGGGUUACAUGUCAAGCCCGCACCCGGGGGAGCUCUACGCGGCCUUCACCUCCGCUGUCUCUGCGGUUCGUUGGGCGGAGGGGCUCAGGUCGCAACUGCUGGAGGCGGCCUGGCCGGAGGUAGGCGGCCGGGUGGUGGUGGUGGUGGUGGUAGGUGGUGGAGCUGCUCUCACACGAGCUCUGCGAGCCAGUGGAGGUCACAGAUUCGGAUUCGGAUUCGGAUUCCUCGUCAGAAUCCGGAUCUGGAUCCAGAUCCGGAGACAACAGCUCAGUGGCCGAGAUCCGGAAUCGGAGCAUGCGGUGGCUGCUGCUGCGACGGCUGCGGAGCCUGCGGGCAGCGCGUCUUGUCAAACCAUCACGGCAGCGGCGGCGGUGGCGGCAGCGGCGGCUGCAGUACCGAUGCCGAUGGCGGACAGUACGGCGCCGGCCCUCAGCAGCACCUCGGGAGCAUUCCCGCAUGUGCCGUCAAGGUUUUGCCUCAUGCAUCGGAGCCGACGCGCCGGCUCCGCAACACCGUCGUACGUGCCACGCCGCGCCGCCACCGGCGGCCCUUCUGCAUACGGUGUGGUGUCUAUCGCCGUCAUGGCGGCGACAGCAGCGAAUGGCAGCGGCGGGGGCAGCGGCGGCGUCGCCGCCGCCAGCGCUGCCGCCACUACCGCCCCGUCGUACAGCCAUCGGUCGUGCGGCGUGCUGCAGCAACAGCACCGUGGACGGGCGUUGUCGCCCUUCCGGGGGUCUGGCGACGGUGGCGACGGUGAUGAUGAUAUCUCCUCGUACGGCAUUGGCGUCGGCAUCGGCCGCGGCGGUGCGCCGUACGGCAGCCUUCGGCAGACGCUAUCGGAGGCCCAUGCGCUUUCGUGCCUGCAGCGGGCGUCCUCAGCUCGGCCUAGCUUACAGCGUGUAACCGAGGGCCUCCCUGGCGCUGCCGGCGCCACUGAUGCCGACGGCGACGGCGACGGCUGCGGCGAUGGCGUCAUCAAUGAUGCAAAUAAGGGCUCGGCGGCCGCAGCGGCGGCGGCGGCGGCGGCGGCGGGUGCCUUGACGGGACCGGCGACGGCUGAGGCCAACACAUCCGCCGGCGGAGCAGUCCUCACAAGCGGAUGUGACAUAUCGUACGGCAUGGCACACGCGCGCCCCGUCGUCAUACCGUACGGCGGCCUGACCUCUGCCGCUAUGGCGGACUCCUCGCCGUUGCUGCUGCUACAGAGUGCGGAUCUUCCCGUUGAGAGCGCGACGGAAGAAGCUGCUGCCACGUCCACGGAUGCGCAGAUGCUACUGCCCAUUUCGUCGUGUCCAACUGACAACGGUGACGAAGCGACGGUUAGCUACAGCAACCGUUACAACAACGGCCAGCGUGAUUGCCGUUGUAGCGGCCAAAGCCGCGCCCAGGAUUUGCAGGCCUCCACGUCCCUCAGCCAGGGCAGCAUUCGGCAAGCCCUACCCCUCUUCCGCGGCGCGUGUGGGUUGUACUGCAGCGGUGGCGGCGCCGGUGGCGGUGAUGGCAUGGCAGCCUCCUCUGCUCGGUGCUUUUGUAGCUCUUCUCUGAACGUGGAACUCCGCAACGGCGGCUCCGCCAGCGGCUGUCAGUUUUCCUCGGAUGUGGGGGACUUCCUGUCGUACACUCACCAUAACUACCCGUGCCGUCGCCAUCGCUGUUCGCCCGCCAGCACGUCCCCGCUGCCACCGAGUGCAAGCUGCAGCAGGCUGGAAGAGGGUUAUGCCGGCAGCGUCGCCGCUGGUGGCGGCGGCGGGGCGCCCGCGGUCGCCGCGGCAGCGGCAGCGGAGGCGGAAGUGGAAGCGGAGGCGGAGGCGUUGGACGAAAUCCUUCCGCAGCGCGUGCCGCCGCGAGGCUUGCCUUGCGAGCCCAGCGACGGCGGUACUGGAUGCAGCGGCGCAGGUGGCGGCGGCGGCGGCGGCGGCGGCGCCACCAGCUGUCUUGGCGCCGCUGGCGUCGCCGCCAGCGGCAGCGCGCAGGCUGGGACGCGGCGCUCCAAGCGGCUGCUGCUUCGCGGCUUGAGAAUGCGUGCAGGCGUUGCCACUGGGCUAGUCAGUUGGAGUGUUCAGGACCACACCCACGAUCCGCCGUCGCCAUUGCUUCAGCAUCAGCUGGUGCCGCGGCCACAGCCGCCGGAGCAGCCGUACAGCAGCAGGCAAAGCUGCUUAGCAACUGGCAGCGGCGUCUCGUCCUCGUCGUCACCUUCAAUAAAGCCGCUGUGGCAACAGCAACACCAGCAGCGGCAGCAACAGCAACAGCAACAGCAGCAAUCGCAAGUCAUCGCCUGUGACACGAACAGCUGGGGACAGAGCAAUGGCAACACUCUUGCCGCCGCUACCGCCGCUACCGCCACUCGUACAUCUGCACCGGCAGCUGCGGAUGCGGCUGCGUGUGUGGCCACCGACGACCUGGCGGCCUUAACUCAGCUGGUGGCGUUCUCUCCGCUACUGCCGCUACACCACCACCACCACCACCACCACCACGGCGGCGGCGGCGGCGGCGGCGGCGGCGGCCUACUGAGAGCUCACCAUCCGCACUCCCGGAGGGGAAAGUGCCAUGUGUUCGUCUGCAGUUCUUACCAUCCGCGGAAGCCUGGCGCUGAUGCAAUUAGGCGGCGGUUCGCUGCUGCCGUCGGCUGGCUUCCGCCGCCGCCGCCGCCGGCGCUGGACAGCAGUGCCCCCAUGGCGGUCGACCGGAGGAGUGGCGGCACGACGGCGACGACGGCGGCGGCGGCGGCGGCGGCGGCAGUAUCGCCGACGCCGUCGAGGCCAUUACGCACCUACGACCUCUUCAAUGCUUCCCGGCCGAGCGGCCCCCCUGGAGCUCAUGUCGCGCCCUGGCCAGCGCCAUCACAGCCCUCGACCGCAGGCCCAUCGUCGGGCCAGCUAGCUCGCUGUGCUUUUGGCAUCCGUAGCAUAGCCGGUGGUGGCGACGGCGGCGACGGCGGCGGCGGCUGCAAGCGAGCUGAGGACAUGGCCGGGCGUUGGGGCUGCUCCUCGCUCAUGCCGUAUACUGGCGGCAGCGCCGCCCGUAGCGCCGCCAGUCUGCCGCUUCCCAGGGUUUCGGAGCUGUCCUUCGGGAACCGGGAGGGGGAUGGUGAAGCGGCGGCGCCGCCGCCGCCACCGCAGCAGCACCUCUGCGGCGACAGCGAUGGCGAGAACAGCAAGGGCGUCCUGUCGUACUACCCAGCGGCUCCGGAAGCCCUUUCGAAGGGACAAGAUUGCGCCGCGGGGGGGCACGUCUCGGGGCGCACCGCCGCCACCGCCGCCGCCGUGACCGGCCGCGGCGGCGGCGGCGACGGCGGCGGCGGCGACGGCUUGGAAGCUGGAGUGCACGUCGACGGCGGCCUUCCAGCUGCGAUUGCGAGCCUCGUGGGCUGCACCGGCCACAGCGCCGGGAGCGGUGCCGGCGGCGCCUCUAGAGCCUUGCACAGGGCCGGCCUGACACGGGACACCGGCGUCUGCAAGCCAGCCCCGGUACCAGCGUCAGUGCUGGCGUCGGUGCCUCCGCGGCAGCGCACAUCUCCCGGAAUUGUCCCGGGAACGCCUGCCGCUGCGCCAUCGACGGCGCCGCCGCCGGACGCGGCGUCUGCGGACGAAUUGUGGUCCCGCCAUUGUUGGUCGCGCCUGCCCAGGAAGCCCUCCUGUUCCGCUGCGACAUCGUACGGCGCGACUCAGGACUUUACGGCCGUAUCCGCCGCUACCUCCGGGGGCCCCAGCGACACCCGGGAUGCCAUUUCCCACACGCCGUACAUUCACAACCUUCAGCAACAGCGCGAGGUUCCGCUGCUGGCGCCGCCGCCGCCGCCGCCGCCGCCGCUGCGCCAGCUGGGGGCUUGGCAGGCGCAGCAAGAGCAACUUUGUGACAGCAGGCCCCGCUCGCACGGCGGCGGCGGCGGCGACGGCCGGGGCGGCGGCGGCGCCAGCGGACUUGAGGAGGAGGAGGCGGAGGAGGAGGAGCACAGCUUGUCGUUUGCCGCGUUGCAUUUUCGCGAGGCUUGGGGUGGCAGCACCUGCCUGGGCGGUAUCUGGCGUACGGCCGGCGGCGGCGGCGGCGGCUCCGCAGCCGCCGCCACCUCGGCCACUGCCAACGGAGACGCAGCUGGAUACGGAGACAGCAAUGGUAACGGUGACAGUCAUGGCAUGUACGGAACACCCGACAGUGCUGGUGCGAGUGACAGUGGCGACGGCAGCGGCAGUGGCGGAAAAAGUCUGCCGCUCGAACAUCACGACCCGACGUCUCUUGCAAGCUGGCAGCGGAACCCGUCGACGGCCGUCCUCUCAGCGACGCCGCCGCCGCCGCCGCCGCCGCGGCUACCGCUGCCGCCGUCGCCGCGACCCGUGGUGCGCGAGUCUCCCAAGGGGUGCCCUGGACGGCUGUGUACGGCGGAUGACCAGUUGCCGCGGCUGCCCCGCGCCAUGACGGUGCAGGAGCCUGGCGGCGAGGAGUGCCGUACAGGGGCUGGAAUAUGUGGAGGUCCGCUGGUGAGGUACCUGACGGAGCCGGUGGGCUGCCGCUACACUCCACCGCCGCCGCCACCGCCACCGCCACCGCCGCCGCCGCCACACCACCAACACCAACACCAUCACCACAAUCAACAGCAACAGCAGCAGUUGCGACAGCAGCAGUCGCAGGGUGGUGUAAGGAUGCUGGGUGCUGGUGGUACGGAUAGCAGUGCAACUCAGAAGGAGGCGACGGCCAGCGGGUCGUCAAGGCAGGCUGACAGCAAAGGCGGCGCCGACGGCGGCGGUCGAGAUGCUGACGGCGUCGGUGGUGCCACCAGCGGCCUCAGCGGCAGCCCGUACUGGACAGGAGAGUUGGAUGAGUACGGCAACAUCAGCAAUGGCAACGGCGGAGGCCAUUGCGGUCGUGGCGGCGAUGGUGGCGAUGGUGGCCAGUACUUUGGGUGUUUAGAACCGCCGCCCUCUGAGCCCUCUGAGCAGUCUGAGCGGUCUGAGGCCGCUGAGGCCGUUGAGGCCUGCCGCUGCCACAGACGAGAUCGUGUACGGCACUGGAUCCGGAUGCAUGCUUAG